AUGGCUUCUCCAUUCUCUCCUGGGGAACCAGAGACUGAAGAUAUCCCCGUAGCACCGGAAGUCCCCGUACUUCCAGAAGAAGGUGGGCUUUGGGUCUGGUUGCAAGUUAUCGGUGCUCUUUUUAUUUUUUUCAACAUCUGGGGCCUUGCGUUUGCGUUUGGGUCCUUCCAAAGCUUCUACGUGCUCUCAUACCUGCCAUCUGUAGGACCGUCGGCAAUCUCCUGGAUUGGAACUAUUCAGUCAUGGCUUCUCAUUAUCGGCGGGCUCUUCUCGGGCCCAUUAUUUGACCUGGGUUACUACAAAACCAUGAUAAUCACCGGCAGCUUUCUUUCCGUGGUUGGAAUCAUGAUGCUCAGUCUGGCAACGGAAUACUAUCAAAUCCUGCUCAGUCAAGGCAUCUGCACGGGUCUCGGGUUUGGACUACUUUACGUUCCUAGCAUCACUUUAGUCACUCGGUCCUUUGUCCGAAAACGAGCCCUUGCACUUGGAGUCUCCACGAGCGGAGCCCCGGCUGGGGGCGUCAUCUACACCCUAAUGUUUGAACAAUUACUUCCGAAAGUCGGAUUUGCAUGGACAGUCCGUAUCAUGGGGUUUGUUAUGCUAUUUCUCUUCAUAUCUGCUGGGUUCAUGUUAUUAUGGCGGAGUGAAAACCUCGGGCAGGUGGGCUCAGGUCAAGCCAGAAAGCUCUUUGAUAUAAGCGCACUGAAGGAUCUCCCAUUUUGGAAUUUCACCGGAGCCAAUUUCUUCAUCUAUGUCGGAUAUAUGUCUCCAUUUUAUUACAUACCAAUCUUCGCGGAAACCAAGCUACACACUUCGCGUUCCUUGGGGCUCUACAUCCUCAUAGUUUCUCAAGCAUCAUCUAUUGUCGGUCGUGUUGUCACCACCACGAUUGCUCACCACUUUGGGGCGAUGAUUCCUUGGAUAUUCUGCGGUGUUGCUUCGGGAAUUUUGUCCCUCGCCUGGAUCAGUGCCGAUACAGUUGCGCGCUUUAUCCUCUUCUCGGCCUUCUAUGGUAAUAUCCGCUUCAUAUAGAGCUUUUUAUAUCGCUGACAAUGGUCCAGGCGGUAUUUCG
Messenger RNA from Aspergillus ochraceoroseus IBT 24754, 1072 nucleotides. RefSeq lists its product as uncharacterized. Gene Ontology annotation, molecular function: transmembrane transporter activity. Gene Ontology annotation, biological process: transmembrane transport. NCBI's taxonomy places the organism in Eukaryota, Fungi, Ascomycota, Eurotiomycetes, Eurotiales, Aspergillaceae. Bases 1 to 1032 code for a protein of 343 amino acids. The record is from RefSeq and is a predicted model, not a curated record. Gene Ontology annotation, cellular component: fungal-type vacuole membrane. The transcript is spliced from 2 exons.